Molecule: messenger RNA, 177 nt
Organism: Colletotrichum lupini
Lineage: Eukaryota; Fungi; Ascomycota; Sordariomycetes; Glomerellales; Glomerellaceae
Exons: 1
Coding region: 1-177 (58 amino acids)
Source: RefSeq, a predicted model, not a curated record
AUGUCGGCCAUGCUCAUAUAUCCCAAUUCCCUCCUCUUGACGUUGCAAACACUUUCAAACGCCUUGAAAACUCCUGUUCCCAUGCCCCAACCGGCAGAUGCGAGAGUGUCCAUGACCCUAAGCCUAUACAAGAAGUCCAUGUUUCGCAACAUAAGUCCCCAAACCCAAGGGACCUAA